Stegodyphus dumicola is the source of this 5424-nucleotide messenger RNA. RefSeq names its product rhythmically expressed gene 2 protein-like. The record is from RefSeq and is a predicted model, not a curated record. Lineage: Eukaryota; Metazoa; Arthropoda; Arachnida; Araneae; Eresidae. Gene Ontology annotation, cellular component: nucleus.
AAAAAAGUGUAAACAUGAGACGAAAAGUUACGAAGCUGGCAGAUAAGAUGCUGAGCGACUUUCUUGAAGGUUUAUUUCAGUGUCUUACGUGACAUUUAACGGUUUUUUUUUUUUUUUUUCAAUUGACAAUAGUAAUGAAAUCACGUCUUAAGCUUUGUACUUUUGAUGUGACUAAUACUCUCUUGAAGUUUCGAACAUCUGUUGGAGAACAGUAUGCAAAAGUUGGUCGUCUUUAUGGCAUAAAAAGAGAACCAGACAAAAUAACAAAUGCCUUCAUGCAUUACUGGAAAAUUAUGAAUUCAGACCAUCCAAAUUUUGGACGAAAUACUGGACUUACUUCUCAUUUAUGGUGGAAGGAGAUGGUUCGAAACUCUUUCUCACUUGGACCAGAUGAACUUAAGAAUGGCCAGUUAGAUGCAAUAUCAGAUCAUUUAUAUGAUCUCUACAGAAGCAAUAUAUGCUGGAAAGUAACCUCUGGUUCUGAAGAACUGUUGAGGCGUUUAAAGGAGAAGCAUAUAGUGUUAGGAGUUAUAUCAAAUUUUGAUGAACGUUUAGAUUCUGUUUUAUUGGCGAAUGGUUUAAAGUCGUAUUUUGACUUUAUUUUAGCAUCUUAUAUAGUUAAAAUUGCCAAACCUAGCAGAGAAAUAUUUAACCUAGCGUUAAGCCACACAUCUGGAAUUACUUCUGCUGAAGCUUUACAUAUUGGUGAUAACAUAAAAUUGGACUACUUGGCUGCAAAAGAAGCUGGAUGGAAUGCAUUAUUGCUGUGUAGCGAAAUUCUAAAUGAAGAAAAUUCUAAGUAUGUUAAUCCAAAUGAGGUCGUAACAGAUGUUCAGCAAAUAGAGCAAUAUAUUUUGUCUAGCUAGGAAAUAUGGUGUGAUAUGGAAGUAACGUUCUGCGAAGUUUAGGAUACUAUAAAGUUAUUCCAAAUAUUUAUUCGUUUAAAAUUAUUGGUACUUUGUUUUAACGGCCCCAACGAUUUUAGAUUUGCGCCAAGAUCUCAGCUAUAAUUUCGCGAGGCUCGUGAAGUGCUAAUGGUAAAAAUAAACACCAUAAUAUGUAAUAAUACUCGCAUGUCGUUUCUUAAGAAUACUUUUAAGAAUUCUUAUCAUUAUUAUUUUAUCACAUGUAAUUGUUUCUGUCAACUGCACUGUCGCUCAUAUUGACCUGUUUGUUAUACGAUUUCAUGGACGUCAACUCUGCCCAAGGAUACAUAAAUCGGUAAAAUCCUAGUAUACGGCACGGCCUAGGCACGAUUUUGAAAAUUGUCGCCAAUAACAAAAUGACUCGUUUGCUGCUCAUCAUAAUGUCGACGAAAGUCGCUAAAUCCCGUGUGUACCGUAUACUAGGAUUAAACCGAUAAAUCUAAUAGCAGUGACGAACGACAUUCUGGAAUCUCUGAACGAAUUUCCAGCAUGGAAGCCCUUCUUUUUGCAAUUUUUAACAUUUCACCUGCAAAUGGUUUCGUUGUUAACAUUAAAGUUUCAUGUUGUGGCUAUUUUCGCAUACUCGUCUGUCAGGUAAAAGAUUUCUUUCUUGAAAAAAUGAUGUAGCAUCCUCCACAUUGCUUGGCAAAUUAAAGUUUGUUAACGUCAUAUUCACAAGAAAAGAGCAAUAAAUAUAUUUGUAGACAAACAAUGCGAAUUCGAAAACCUCAUAAAAAUGAAUAAUAUGAGAAACGCGGUGAGCGCAAAAAUGCAACACGGUGCUAAUAUAUGAUUACGUGGUGAGGUAUAAGAACACACAAUAUAUUUUGACGAGAUAUCUCGGUUGAUGGAGAUUCAAUCUCGGGGGCCGCUGUAAAAAAGAAGUACCAAAUUAUUUUUAUACCUGCGUGUAUUAAAUAAAAAGUUUUAAAAAUUUGAUUGUUAAUGCAGGAUAUUGCUUCUUUUGUGAAUGACCCUAUGCUAAGGAAAUAUCGGUUUCACCGGUGAAUGUCAACAUUCUCCAGAUUUCGGUGUUUCACCGUAACAUAUAUAUAUUUAAAUUUUCUUUCCAUAAGAGCAAUAAUUUUGUCGACUGAUUUAUCACUUCCUCUGCUUUAUAAUUUGUGUAUGUUUACAUCAGACUAUGUGACAUUUGUGUGUGUUCUACAUCAGACCACACAAAUCAUUGCCAAGAUAUUUCUGUGUAAGGAAAAUACAAGCUUCCAUAUGAAUGUGAAUUAAUAAGCAAUGAACAAAUGGGAGAAAAUUUAUAGGUAGAUUAUAUAGUUGACAGCAUAUUAACCGCCAAGGGAAGGAGAACUUAUGUAACAAACAUUCAAAAUUUGAAGGAAGAAGAAUUGAUUAUCAAUUAAUUCAUUAAAAUUAUUUAGUAAUUUUUAAAUCCAAUCUUUGUCACUGGUGUUACCAUCUUGUAAAAACAAUCUCUUUCGCUAAAUUAAAAUUGAGAAAAAAAUUUAACCAAUGAAGUUUAUUUAAAUGCAAACAAUGAAUUGAAAAACUUGUAAGAUUUUGUGUUCCUGUUAAUAAUUUUACAAUAUAAUGACGAUUUCUGGUAAAAAUAUUUAUAUUAUCUUAAUAUAUUUUUUUUAAUCAGGCGAAUUAAUUUUUUAUCUAUAAAAAAAAGUUGAUCGGGAAAUAAAAAGUUAGCAAUUUUUUAAACAUUUAAAUUUUUAAAUCACUUCUGAAAUGUAAUUCAACAUAUAAUUAGUAAAUACUGAACAGACGGGAAGAUUUAUAGACAAAUUAUUGGGGGGGAAAUUUGAACACUGUAUCAAGACUGAACUUUUUAGUCUCUCUUUAUUAUCAGCAACAAAACUUCCCUUGUGUAGAAUGUUUGCUACUUAUGAGUAUAUACUGUUUUUGAUAAAUCGUCAGUGUGUGAAAUUAAUUUUCAAUUCCCCCCCCCCCCGUUAUUAAAUUUUUCUGUGUGCUCUCUUUUUUUUUUUAUUUAUUUUUAUUUGAAACUAUUUAAUUUAUGUUGGUUAUAUUGCGUUUAUAUGUUUUAUGAUUUAAAAAAAAUCAAAAUUUUUUCAUAGAAAUCAUUAAAAUUGAUCUUAAAAUUUGGUUUAUUACGCGUUUUCAAGAAGAAACAUAAUAAAAGGUACAAAUUAAAUAAAUAUUGUACAUGCGACUAACCGAACUUAAUAAAACAAACUAUAAAUACAAGUAAAAUAUAACAAAUCUGUGCUAAAUUUCGUAGUCCGACCAAAUUUUGUGGUGCAAGAUGUCCGAAAAAUAAUUCAGAAUUAAGCUGAUGAAAUAUAGUAUUGCAAUUCAGGUUUUAAAAUGAAUAAAAGGUUAAUGGUUUUAUUUUAUGCCAACGACAGACUAAUAUCUGUACGAGCGAAACUGCCCUUUAGCAUAGAUAAAAAUGGGAAAUUGAAUUCGGCUGCACUGAAAACGUAAGAAAGAGUUGUUACGACAGCAAUGUCUGAUGUUGAAAUGUAAGGUUUCACGCAUGCUUAACCUUAAAUUUAGGAGCCAAAUUGAAUUUAGCCUUCUUAGCAGCACAAAAACAAGACCGUAUCUACGAAAUACGAUGCAGAAAUGCAUCUUUAUGUGCUAAUGGUGUAGCUGGAUUUCGUGGUCCUGAAACCUUAAAAAAUAAAUGUGAAAGCAAUAAAAAAGGCAUAAGUUCUCUAUUGAUAAAGACUGGGAGAUCGAUUCCAGGUGAGCUGGCUGCGUAAUUGGUUUCCAUGGUUUUGUCCUUACGUAACGUGAGUACGAGCCAGUUUGCUUUACUUCCAUAAAUGCAUCCUUCCCGACAGGCAGAUAGCCUUUGUAUGUUUUUCCAUUUUCAAGAAACCAACCUAACCUGUAUUGAUAAAGUUAUAUAAUGCUUUUGUGGUAUUCUGUUUUCCUUUUUGGGGAAGCUUGUAUGAGCAUAGUAAUGAUGUAUAUAAGAGUUCAUCAUCAUAAGCAGCAGAAACUAAUACACUGAGCAUACUGGUUUGUACAGGGGCAGUUUAUCCGAACUACAUUGCAUGUCAGCCUGUGUUUCAUGUAAACUGAGCUCACUAACAUAUUGUCUCACAUUUUAUGUAUCCUUUCAGGACGUUGAAAGUAUUCUUUGAAAGCAAUGUAAUAAUUGUAUUAUUCUGUAUAUCUCUCAGGUGAAACUUCUGUGAUGAGUAUGCUGAGUUCCCAAACCACGAAGCAUAUUAGUCUUUGUUUCUUCUAAGCCUAGCGCAAUAGCAUAUUAUGCUAUUUUUGUAAAGACCUUUCGUAACGAUGACAUUUUUCUUGGAGAAUCACUUUACUUCCGUAUGGAAAGUAUAUGUGGCGUAAGAAAUGAUAAUCAUGUGCGAAUUUUUUAAAACAAAAUUCUAAUGUAACUGUAUUAGUCCUUUAGCAUUAACAUUUAUUUAUUUAAUUAUAUUUAAACAGCUUCCCCAUCUUUAGCGUUUGUGAAUCAAUUUAAAGAUCUAUUUAUAUAUUAUUUGACCUAUUACUUAUUUCUUAUAGUGAAUUAAAUAAUUAUAAAAUCAAGCGAAAUUUUCCUGUUAUGUAUAUUUUGUGAUCUGUAAGGGCAGAUGCUUUUCUGAACUUUUUGUUGACGUAUAGAUUAUAUUUUUAAGCGUUUUUAUUGUUUACUUUUAGAAUUUUAAAUGCGUGUAUUUAUUCAGAAAGAUUGUAAACAUUUUUUGAUAUUAAUUAUUGUCAUUAAAGUAUAUUGAUAUAAUAUGUAUUGUAUUCAUUUUUAUCUCCGCUUUCUGUGCGAAAAAUAUAAUUUUAUAAGUUUUAUUAUCGAAAAAUUGUAGAUUCGAUUAAUAUGUUCAAAGAUUCAUAUAUAAUGUUACGUUAAUUUACACUAGUCAUCAAAACUAAGGGAAAAUGAGAAAAAAUACGCUCGCUAUGUUGCAACCAAUGUCCAAUGUUGCCCAACGAAUGCCUAAUGCCAAACAAGGUUGGACUGUAUGCAAGAAAACCAAUUGUUUUUGUCACACUCACUCCACCCUCCAGAGGGGCCCGUUUAAACUGGUAACGUCAUUAUGUUCACUGCGUGACAAGUAUGUUCAAUGUGUGUCAUUAUGUUCACUGUGUCAGGAUGAGUGAUUUCAGAGUGCAACAGUUUUCAUAUCAGUGGUGCUAUCCUGUGCCUUUGUUAAUAUUUCCGGUUGCAGCCUCGAGGGUCACACCAAUGGACAAAGAUAUAAAAGAAAUCUUUUCAUCAGGGUCAGGAGAUGGACACUUUGUUAUGUAUGAGUGAAAGAAUCUUCACCCCCCCUGGGAGUUCAGCGCAAGUAAACACAGGGAGAUAUAUAAGGUGGUUUCCUGAGAAGAGGGGACAAUUUUCCCGUUUAGAGCUAUAGCAUGUUGGCCUGCUGAAAACGAUCAUUCCUCAUGUAUAAUGCGUUAGAGCAUUUUUCCUGUAAAAAAAUUCUGAAAUCACGGGGCUAAAUAUACCUAAGUCCCAUAUUGUGAAGAUAUGCAACUGUUAAAGUUUUCAUCUUAUUAAAAUUCAUGUUAUUGUUAA